This is a messenger RNA of Chenopodium quinoa (quinoa), 802 nucleotides long. Its product is annotated as 60S ribosomal protein L35. Lineage: Eukaryota; Viridiplantae; Streptophyta; Magnoliopsida; Caryophyllales; Amaranthaceae. The transcript has 4 exons. The record is from RefSeq and is a predicted model, not a curated record. Gene Ontology annotation, cellular component: ribosome; cytosolic large ribosomal subunit. Gene Ontology annotation, molecular function: structural constituent of ribosome; mRNA binding. The coding region runs from base 152 to 478 and encodes 108 amino acids. Gene Ontology annotation, biological process: maturation of LSU-rRNA from tricistronic rRNA transcript (SSU-rRNA, 5.8S rRNA, LSU-rRNA); translation.
AAUAUAUUUUGAACAACCCAAGGCCCUCAAUACAUAUAAAACCCAAUCACCAUAAACCCUGCUUUUAUAGCUGAGCCAUUUCUUCUUCUAGGGUUUCCACUCUCUCAAUUUCGCCGUUGUUGCAGCAAACACUCACCUCAGAAGCGCAGAAAUGGCAAGAAUCAAACCCCAUGAGUUGAGGCAGAAGCCUAAGGCUGACUUGUUGAAUCAGCUCAAGGAUCUCAAGGCUGAGCUCGCUCUUCUUCGUGUUGCUAAGGUUACCGGCGGUGCUCCUAACAAGCUCUCAAAGAUUAAGGUGGUGAGAUUAGGGAUUGCGCAAGUAUUGACAGUGAUGUCACAGAAGCAGAAGUCGGCAUUGAGGGAAGCAUACAAGAAGAAGAAGUUCUUGCCGCUUGAUCUUCGUCCCAAGAAGACCCGUGCCAUUCGUCGUCGCCUCACUAAGCAUCAGUUCUCUCUUUCUUUUCUCAGGCAUCUUUGAAGACCGAAAGGGAGAAGAAGAGGGAGAGAUACUAUCCCAUGAGGAAGUAUGCCAUCAAGGUGUAGGCUACGUAUCUAUUAUCUAAGGGGGUUUCUACAUUCCAUGAAAUUUUUUGUUCCAAUGUUCGUUAAACUUCUAAAAAGUGAGCUUCAAUUUAUGACAUUAGCCAGUUUCUGCCAGCAUUUUGUGUUGCUAAAUAGAAUCUUUGUUUGUGAUCUAUGAUGAAUUUUGACAUAGAAAGGUGUUUAGAUUCAAUCUACUAGUGUUCACUUUUUAACAUCUGCAUGUGUUUAUGAUGUGGAGCAGGUUAGUUCGUCUUUACUA